GGAUGUUUGGCCAAUCGCUCCCCUCUGGAGUCGGGCCACAUGCAAUGACAUGCUUCAUAUUCUAGGUCCGUUGCUGUUUUGGCUGAAGAGGAGACCAGCCUGCCCGGUGCGGGCGUCGCGGCCUGGCGGCCAGAAUCCUGUGGCCCAGCCCCGCGCCCGCUGAGCCGCUGGGAGGUGCUCGCCGCCAUGACGCAGGACAUCACGCUGAAAGCGGCGCAAGCCGACACCUUUUACUACCCGCCAGAGUGGGAGCCCUCCAGGGGCAGCCUGGACCGCUUCCAGCGAGAACGGGGUUACGAGCACCAUUUCGGCAAGUCCCGGACCAAGAAUUUGCACAAGGGUAUCCUUGUGAUUCGGUUCGAGAUGCCUUUCAAGGUGCAGUGCCUGCGGUGCGAGACGUACAUCGGACAGGGUACGCGGUACGACGCGGACAAGAAGAAGGUCGGCAAGCAUUUUUCGACCCCUAUCUACGAGUUUAGCAUGAGGUGUGGUUGCAUCGUCGCGCCGGACAAGUCUGCGGAUGGUGGUGUGCACUGCAACCAGCACUUCAGGAUACGCACCGACCCCCAGAACAGCGACUAUUUGCUGGUCGAGGGCCUCCGCCGCAAGGUCGAGACUUGGGACGCACAGGACUCGGGGUCGCUCCAGCUCCACGACGCGGAGACGCGGGCGAAGAUGGACACGGAUCCGAUGUUUAAGAUAGAGACGAACACGCGGAACAUACAGAAGGAGAAGAGCGACAAGGAGAGGCUGGAAGACCUGCAGGAGCUGCAGGGCGAGCGCGAGGACAGCUACUCCCUGAACUCCAUGCUCCGGCGUCGGCACCGCGAGCGGAAGGCGGAGGAGCUGGCCGCCGAGGAGGCCGCCCGAAGGGCCCCGAGGCCGAACUUCGGGGUCGCCCUGCUCCCGCCGAGCGCCGACGACGCGGCGGAGGCGCAGGGCGUGGCCUUCCGGACCGACCACAGCAAGGUCGACGCCGCCGCGCGCGUGGCCGCGAAGAGGGCCGCGCCCAUCCUCGCGAGGGCGGCCGCGAGGGGUGCCGCCGCGGCCACGCCGGCGGCCGUGCUGGCCGCCAAGAGGCAACGCCUCGCGCAGCACGCGCGCAUGGCGAGGCUCUUCGGCUGACCAGGCCCCGAACAAAAGAGCGCUGCCCGACCUGACGCUGCGGUGUCGGCACCCGGG
Messenger RNA from Prorocentrum cordatum, 1182 nucleotides. The record is from the annotation of a GenBank genome assembly. Lineage: Eukaryota; Dinophyceae; Prorocentrales; Prorocentraceae.